GAUUAAUAUCCCAUCAAACACAGCUGCUUCGGACUAUGUUGUUCACGUAGACCAUACUCGCCACCUGUUCCGUUUUGGGACUGGGGCUCGAAGCGACUUUAUUAUUCACGAGGACUACCAACAGUAUCGGAACGUUUUGUACAGCUUGUUCAACUCGGUGACAUUACAUCAGUUUAGCUGGUUUCGAGAUCAAGGCACUGCGAGUGACCCAAACCAUUCGAGGGAUGUUAACGCCACUGAAGAGCUUACUAAAAAUGGAGUGGAGAUACUCGGUGAGUCACUUUUCUCGGCUCGACCAGCAUCUGAGCCAAUGUGGGUUGCAAAUUUACAUUCAGCAGAACUGAGAGAUGCGGUUACCAUCCGCCUGAACUACCUGACUGGAAUCACCAAAGGAAAAGUCCACCGAUGGAUAGUCAAUAACCAGCUCCUGCAUGGCAGAUUUUACGAAGACAGACUGGGAGAUAAAAACUUUUCACCCCAAUUAUUCAAAACAGUUCGCGCCGCUGAUCCCUAUCCUGAUUUGCUUCUCAAUGAUUUGGACGUUGUUGCUACAGGAAACCAUAAUCUG
Candidula unifasciata is the source of this 568-nucleotide messenger RNA. NCBI's taxonomy places the organism in Eukaryota, Metazoa, Mollusca, Gastropoda, Stylommatophora, Geomitridae. The record is from the annotation of a GenBank genome assembly.